GCGGUUGCGGCCGGGGGCGGGCCGGGGUCGCGCCUCAGCGGGGGAGCUGGGCGUCGCGGGGCAGCACGGCUGGGUUGUGUGUGGAGCUGCUGCUGCUCCACGCGGAGAGGAGAGCGCGGCUGUGUGCGUGUGUGAUGGGAGCCGGGCCCGCGGGGCUGCGCUGCCGUGAGGCGCUCCCCAGGGCCGAUCCGCUCCGUCAGAUCGCUUCUGUCUGUGACAGCUGUCUGCCUUCACCCAUCGAUGGGGAAAGUCGUGAGGAAAAGCGCUACAAAAGCCAAGAAACUGGUAAGUUUAGAAGUCCGUGAGCGUGUAUCCGCGCUGACAGCCGCUCGUGAGCAGCGCUGUGUGGAAACGGGCCGUGCCUGAGGCGGGAGCCCUCACGGCUCAGCGGGGAGCGCUGUGAGCGCAGGUGAAGCCAAUGAGGCGUUAUGCCCUGCGCUGAGGAGAAGGAGAAAGAAGGAGAGGAGAAGAAGAGGAGAGCCUCAGCCCGAAAUGGCGGGCGGGCAGCGCGAGGCGGAACGCGGCCUCCGCCAGCUGCCCCGGCCCGGGCGCACCGGGUAGAGACGGGGACCGGAGGAGCGCCGCGGGGGGAGCUGAGAGAGGAGCCCCGAGGAACCGCGCGGUGGAGGUGAGCGCCGGGAGGGCGGCCCGCAGAACAGAGCCGGGACGGGCCGUGCGCCUGGGGCGGAGCGGGGCUCGGCGCCCGUAGCAACGGCGGCCUCAAACACUGCAGGCGCGUCCCCGAGCGGGUCGACGCGGACGGCCCGGAGGAGGGAGGGCCGCCGAGCCUGGCCGAGGGGCGCGGGUGUUUUGCAGGAGUCCGAUGGCGGCCGCCGGAGCCUUCAUCUGCCCGCGCUGCCGCAUGGCCUUCGGCUCCCGGGCGCUGCUAAGGGCGCACCGCGAGCGGCUGUGCCUCGGCGGGCCGGGGGAGGAGGCGGGAAGGACGGAGGGACUGCGGGACCCCUCGGUAGUGCGUGGCCGGGCUUGGGCGCGGGGCGGGGACGCGUCCGCGGGCGAGAACGCGGGCUGCGGCCGCGGCUCCUCCGAGAGCAGCUGUGCCGCCCGUCCGUCUGUUGUUGAGCAGUUCCCGCCCUCCCGUCCCGUUUGCUUCUUCAAGGUCGCGGUGUCCCGGCACGAGGAUCGCCCCAAGCACCGCCGUCUGCUCCCGCUCACCGGGCUCCCUCGGUUCUCUGUGGGACGUGAGGGCCCGGGGCGAGCCCGCGGGGCACCGCUGGGUGACGUUCUCACGCCCCGCGAGCGGGCGCUGCUCCGUGCCCCCGCUGCCAGCCGACCAGCAGAGCGGGGAGAGCCCGGCCCGCCGCGAGGGGACCCACGGGCACCGGAGCUGCUGGAGGCUCAUCAGCGCCACGUGGCUGAAAUCCGGGCCAGGACGCAGCAGCUAGAGCAGCACAGAGAGCAGCUGUGCCAGCAGCUGGCAUUGCUGUGCAACAAGCAUCUGUCACCAGAAAUGAGUUGGACUGCAGAGCUGCUGCCAGACAAAGCUGGACACCAGCACCGAGGGGAUGCCCUACACCUCGACGCCCUCCUGCCGCCCUCUGGGCCGCUGGCAGCUGAGGCCAGGGCUCUGCGGCUCUCCUACCUGCGUGCUGGUGGCCGUGACGAGGCCACCCUGGCACAGAUGUUAGACCUCCAGCUGGAGGCCAUGGCACUUGAGAAAAACGCUGCACAGAAGAUGAGCAAGUACCAGCCCCAGCGCAGAGCCCAGGGACGGGAUACCAUCACUGUUGAGGCGGCACGGGGCCUCGAUGCGGCGCUGAUGGCUGUGGAGCUGGAGAACCAGCGGCUCGAGGAUGAGCUCCUGGCAUUGAAGGUCCGGAGGGAGAUGCGAGCUGAUGUUGGAUCGCUGGCAGCCCGGCAGAAUGCAGAGCUGGCUCAGCUGAAGGCAAAUGUGGAGAUGCUGCUGCGACGCCAGGCAGAGGGGAUGGAGCCGCACCCGCCCCCCGUCGUUCUCCCACCGCCCGUGGCCCCUCCGCUCCCUCCAGCCUUAGCGGUGAGUCUGCCAAUAAGGACAAGCAGCCCCACAGCCUCCAGCCGCCCACUUGCGCCCUCCAACCUCCCCGGCAUCUUCUUUGGAGCCCUGGAUGACCCCCCUCCUACUCAGGAGGCACCAGCUCAGCACAAAAGCCCUGAGAGACACAUCUCAAGGUACAUUUAGGAAAAGCUUAACAGGAGGCAUUCAAGGCUCAAACCAAGGAGCAGCAAAACCCGUGGCAAGAUUUCCUCUAUCAUCCUGGGGCUUGUGGUGGGUGUGUGAAAUAAAUGGCUUCUACCUACA
Molecule: messenger RNA, 2296 nt
Organism: Tympanuchus pallidicinctus (lesser prairie-chicken)
Lineage: Eukaryota; Metazoa; Chordata; Aves; Galliformes; Phasianidae
Gene: CCDC17
Product: coiled-coil domain containing 17
Exons: 8
Coding region: 824-2176 (450 amino acids)
Source: RefSeq, a predicted model, not a curated record